This is a messenger RNA of Sesamum indicum (sesame), 1016 nucleotides long. RefSeq lists its product as uncharacterized. Lineage: Eukaryota; Viridiplantae; Streptophyta; Magnoliopsida; Lamiales; Pedaliaceae. The record is from RefSeq and is a predicted model, not a curated record.
UAAAAGUUAUACAUGUGUCUCAUGUAUGAAAAUAUAUACAUUACCACAUCUCUCUCUUUCUCUCUCUCCACUCUACUCGACAGCUUACAGCUUCGUCGUCUCCUUCCCCUUCUUCAAACACACGUUCUCACUCUUCACACAGAAACAACACACAUAAGUAUCUGUAGUAAAACCAAUAACACAUACAAAUUACACACAUAGAAGAGUAGAAAAAACAAAAUGGGCAACGGAUUUGAUCAUCAGAGCAUUCACAAGCACCACCAUUUCCACCAGAAAACCAUUUUCUUGCCAUUGUUCUGCCGAUUAUCUAUCAAAGAUAUAAAACUAAACUACCACCGCAAAAGUCCCAUCUCCACCGACGACGACGAACCCUCUUCCCCUAAAGUCAGUUGCAUGGGCCAAGUCAAGAGAAGCAACCGUGUCAUCGGCUUCCCAACCACCAACGCCGUCACAACCCACACCCACAGAUACUCCAGGCUGAAAAAACUGUUUUCUAGCAAAACCCUUUUGCCCCCGACCACCACCUCCAUGCCCACAACCACCCAGGGAGGCACCGUCUCGGGAGGUGGCAGAAGCGGAAGCAAGAGUUGCAGAAAUAUCAGAGAGAUGACACUGGCACAGACACAGAAGAAUUCAAGAAGAUUAAAUUUGAAGAACGACGGUGAUAAAUGUGAUCAAGAUUGUGUUGGGUUGGUGAAUGUUGGUGAGCUUGAUCCACCGUUGCCGGUGGUGAAGAGGGUGGCGGCGUCUGGGGUUGACCGGGAUGAGGUGAAUCUUUGGAAGAGAAGGUCUAAAGGGGCGGCGCUGAAAAGCUUGCAGAUUGAACAGAUUCAUUUGCGGAAGAGCAGCUCUCAACCACCAACAGUAUGACAUCCAUAUGGGAAAAGUUAGAUUGAGAUCUUCGAUAGAUAAAACUGCUGCUUGAAAUGUGAAAGAGGCAUGCGAAAACGUAAACAAUAUGAAUGUACACUCCCAGCUCUAGCAUUUGAAACUAACUGUUAAAUGAGGACCUUGAU